CCAUUUUUCACUCUAAAAUCAGAUCUAAUCUUUUUCACCUGCAAUUUCUGUCGGUUCUCAUUUCCCGCGUCUAUACAUACACCAAUUCUUCACCGCGUUGAGGUUUUUUGUAAUGCUGCUGGAUUCCAACUGAAAAAAUGGUGAUGUACGGACCACUGGCGCCUGGUCAGGUAUCGUUUUUCCUUGGAAUUGUACCAAUAUUUGCUGCUUGGUUGUACUCAGAAUAUUUGGAUUACAGAAAGAAUUCAUUGUCUGCAUCUGCGAAGCUUGGAAGGGAUUCUGAUGUCAGUUUGGUUGAGUUGGCUGGGGCAGUUAAAGACGAUGAUAGAGCUGUUCUUCUGGAAGGAGGAGGCCUUCAGUCGGUCUCUCAUGGAGUGCGGAAUUCGUCUGUAACAUCUCAAUUGAUAAGGUUUCUUACGUUGGAUGAGUCAUUCUUGCUGGAGAAUCGGUUGACUUUAAGAGCCAUGUCAGAGUUUGGUGCCCUUUUAAUCUACUAUUACAUAUGUGACCGAACGGAUCUCCUUGGAGAAUCAAAAAAGAGUUAUAACCGGGAUCUUUUCUUGUUCCUGUACUUCCUUCUCAUCAUUGUCUCGGCAGUUACUUCAUUCAAGAUACAUAAUGACAAGUCAGCAUUCUCUGGAAAGUCAAUGAUGUAUCUGAAUAGACAUCAAACUGAGGAGUGGAAAGGUUGGAUGCAGGUUUUAUUUCUUAUGUAUCACUACUUCGCUGCCACAGAAAUCUACAAUGCCAUAAGAAUCUUCAUAGCUGCAUAUGUAUGGAUGACUGGAUUUGGGAAUUUCUCAUAUUAUUACAUCCGCAAGGAUUUUAGCCUUGCAAGGUUUGCUCAGAUGAUGUGGCGGCUAAAUUUCUUGGUAUUUUUUUGCUGCAUUGCGCUUAAUAACAGCUAUGUCUUAUACUACAUAUGCCCCAUGCACACUCUUUUCACAUUGAUGGUGUAUGGAGCACUUGGAAUAUACAACAAGUAUAAUGAACGUGGAACUGUCAUGGCUCUAAAAAUAUUAGCUUGCUUUUUAGUAGUCAUCUUUAUAUGGGAAGUACCUGGGGUAUUCGAUCUGUUCUGGAGUCCCUUCACUUUUCUGCUAGGAUACAGAGACCCAGCCUCGAAAGUCGAACAUCCGGCUUUGCAUGAAUGGCAUUUCCGUUCAGGCCUUGAUCGCUACAUUUGGAUAAUUGGAAUGAUAUAUGCAUAUUACCACCCAACAGUCGAGAGAUGGUUGGAAAGAUUGGAGGAAGCUGAAACAAAGCGCAGGAUAUUUAUCAAGUCAAUGAUUGUGACAAUAUCCUUGACGAUUGGAUAUCUUUGGUUUGAGUUCGUAUACAAGCUUCCAAAGAUUACAUACAACAAGUACCAUCCUUAUACGUCAUGGAUUCCUAUCACUGUUUACAUAUGCUUGCGGAAUGUUACUCAGAGUUUCCGCUCCUACUCAUUGACACUUUUUGCAUGGCUCGGCAAGAUCACUUUGGAGACCUACAUCUCGCAGUUUCACAUAUGGCUUAGGUCCAGUGUGCCAGAUGGUCAGCCGAAGCUGCUACUUUCAUUGAUUCCAGAUUAUCCGAUGUUAAACUUCAUGCUCACCACUGCAAUUUAUGUAGCGGUAUCCUACCGUCUUUUUGAGCUUACAAACACUCUGAAAACAACAUUCAUUCCAUCCAAGGACGACAAGCGCCUUGGACACAACUUGGCUGCAGCUUUAGUGAUUGGAGGCAUCCUUUACAUCUUGGCUUUUGUAUUAACAAAAGUUCCUCAAAUGCUAGUGUGAAAUUAGGGAUUACAGCAAACGAGAGAAUCGAUUGCUUGCGAAAAAGCAGAUUAUUGAUGCGCUUGGAACGAACAUCAAAUUGAGUAAUUGCUCAAUAUACAAUUUUAGUGUAUGGUAUAUGGGAGAGGUCUGGUAAAAUUGUGUAUAGAAAGGGCAGGGCUCUUUAGCUAUGAAAAUCUACUACAAACUUGACCAUUGUUGUUAAUCAUGUUCUGUUGCGAAUCAUGUUCGUGAUUUCCACUCUGCUACUGUAUUUGAUGCCAUUUUAUUCACCAUGAAAUCCCAUUUUUAAGAAUUCAUUAGGUAAAGUGUUACUACUUUUUGAA
This is a messenger RNA of Salvia hispanica, 2107 nucleotides long. RefSeq names its product O-acetyltransferase family protein (gene RWA2). Gene Ontology annotation, cellular component: Golgi apparatus. The record is from RefSeq and is a predicted model, not a curated record. Gene Ontology annotation, molecular function: acetyltransferase activity. Lineage: Eukaryota; Viridiplantae; Streptophyta; Magnoliopsida; Lamiales; Lamiaceae. Gene Ontology annotation, biological process: plant-type secondary cell wall biogenesis; xyloglucan metabolic process; xylan biosynthetic process.